GGGGGAAUAGGGAAAAACCUGCUCGAGCGGAGAAACAGAGAGUGGAGAAGGGUGGGAAGAGCCGGCGGGAAGGGGCGGAAAGCGGCGGAGGCGGGCGAGGAGGGGAUGAGCGGGAGGCAGCGGGCGGCAGCCGGGGGGAGCCGGGCACAGACAAUGGGGCGCGGCCCCGCCGCCUCCACCUCCCGCGGCCGGGCGGGGCCGGGCGGCGCCGGCGCUGAGCCUCGCGCUGUCCCCUGCCAGGGGGACAUGGCCCCGCUGCUGGCGCUGCUGCUGGCGGCCCUGCUGGGCUCGGGCCGGGCGUGCCCGGAGCCCUGCGCUUGCGUGGACAAGUACGCGCACCAGUUCGCCGACUGCGCCUACAAGGAGCUGCGGGCCGUGCCCGCGGGGCUCCCCUCCAACGUGACCACGCUGAGCCUCUCGGCCAACAAGAUCAGUUCUCUGCCCCGCGGCGCCUUCGCCGAGGUGACCCAGGUGAGCUCGCUGUGGCUGGCGCACAACGAGAUCGCCGCCAUCGAGCCCGGCGCGCUGGCCGUGCUGGUGCAGCUGAAGAACCUGGACAUCAGCCACAACCAGAUCGUGGAGUUCCCCUGGCGGGACCUGCGCAACCUCAGCGCGCUGCAGCUGCUCAAGAUGAACAACAACCGCAUGGCCGCGGUGCCGCCGGACGCCUUCCGCACGCUCAAGGACCUGCGCUCGCUGCGCAUCAACAACAACCGCUUCGCCACGCUGGCCGAGGGCAUCUUCGACUCGCUGGGCUCGCUGUCGCACCUGCAGAUCUACAACAACCCCUUCGAGUGCUCCUGCGCGCUGCGCUGGCUGAAGCGCUGGAUGGAGAGCACGCUCAUCUCCAUCCCCGAGAAGGAAUCCAUCGCCUGCGCGCUGCCCGAGCGCCUCCGCGGGGUGCCGCUGGCCAGGCUGCCCGAGCUGCGCUGCGCCGCGCCCGCCGUCAGCAUCAGCUCCUCGCCCAGCCUGGAGGCGGCCGAGCUGCCGGACGGCUUCGCGCUGAGCCUGCACUGCUCCGCCAGCGGCUCGCCGCCCCCCGAGCUGCGCUGGAAGAUCCGCACGGCCGGACAGAGCCUGGAGCUGGGCGGGAGCGGAGCGGAGAGCGCGGCCAAGGAGGCGGCGCGGGCGGAGCCCGAGCGCUUCGUGGCCUUCAAGAACGGCACCUUGCUGAUCCCGCGGGUGAGCAAGCGCGAGGAGGGCACCUACACCUGCGUGGCCACCAACGAGGUGGGCACCAACCACUCCUCGCUCAGCGUGGCGGUGGCGGGAGCGCAGAAAUACCCGGCGGCGGCCGGCAGGGACCCGCUGGGCGGCAAGGCGCAGCAGGGAGACAAAAAGACCGGCGCCAAGGCGGCCAAAAACAGCGUGCUGACCCCCGAGGAGAGCGGCAAGGCGCAGGGCCCCACCCGGCAGAGCCGGCCCUCCCCGGCGGCGGGGCCGGAGCCUGAGGGCAGGGUCCCCGCCGAGCCGCCGGGGCUGGAGGAGAAGUGCGGCUCCUCGGCGGGAGACACCAAGUACAUCUCCAACCACGCCUUCAACCGCAGCGGCGACUUCAAGCAGCACAGCUUCGAGCUGGGCGUCAUCGCCCUGGACGUGGCCGAGCGCGACGCCCGAGUGCAGCUGACGCCCACCCAGCCCGGCUCGGGCCACCUGGGCGUGCUCUACCUGUGCCAGCAGGGCCGCCAGGGCCACUCCCUGCUGCAGUGGUCGCAGAUCGAGGCCGGUGUCAACUCGUACUGGUUCCAGGGCCUGAGCCCCGGCACCAACUACUCGGUGUGCCUGAGCUCGCCGGGCGAGGAGUGCCGGGUGCAGGUGGUGUUCACCACCAAGAAGGAGAUCCCGUCGCUCAUCAUCAUCGUGGUGGUGGCCAUCUUCCUGCUGCUGCUGGCCACGCUGCCGCUGCUGGGCGCCACGUGGUGCCACCUGCUCGCCAAGCUGCGGGCCAAGCCCUACAAGUUGAUCGUCAAGGCGCAGAACCCCGACCAGAUGGAGAAGCGCAUGGCCGCCGACUUCGACCCCCGCGUCUCCUACCUGGAGUCCGAGAAGAACUUCGACGCCGGCGAGGCGGGCGAGGCCGAGGAGGAGGAGGAGGAGGAGGAGGAGGGAGAUGAAGAAGGAGCGCGGUGGCGGCGCGGGAGGGAGGGGGAAGGCGCGGCGGAGCUGGAGCGGGAGGAGAGCGUGGCCGCCAGCUCCAUGGCGGAGUCGCAGUCCAAGGGCGGCGCCGAGGAGUUCGAGGUGCGCUCCGAGUACAGCGACAAGCUGCCCCUGGGCGCCGAGGCGGUCACCAUCUCCCCGGAGAUCAACGGCAACUACCGGCAGCGGCCCCGCUGAGCCCCC
This is a messenger RNA of Poecile atricapillus (Black-capped chickadee), 2340 nucleotides long. Its product is annotated as immunoglobulin superfamily containing leucine-rich repeat protein 2-like. The transcript has a single exon. The coding region runs from base 106 to 2334 and encodes 742 amino acids. The record is from RefSeq and is a predicted model, not a curated record. Gene Ontology annotation, molecular function: protein binding. Lineage: Eukaryota; Metazoa; Chordata; Aves; Passeriformes; Paridae.